AUGGGCGUCGACAAGAAUCCUUUCCCAAAUGCUCAAGUCAACAUGGUGAAUGCUAACUUCCCAAGGCCAGACCAACCUAGGCCUAGGUUGGACUUGGGUGGCUCAGCAAGGGCUGCGGCAGAAAGAAGGGCAAGGGAAAUUCCGGCGGAUCCUAAGGCGAAGGGCAAGGCUAAAAUGUACCCUGAGAUGGCCAAAGUUCCCGAGACAAAGUUUCGACCAAGGAAGAACCUCCAAAGGCCAUUGUGCUAUGUAGUCGAUGCCAAUGUGAGGUGA
Molecule: messenger RNA, 273 nt
Organism: Prunus armeniaca (apricot)
Lineage: Eukaryota; Viridiplantae; Streptophyta; Magnoliopsida; Rosales; Rosaceae
Source: the annotation of a GenBank genome assembly